Molecule: messenger RNA, 2483 nt
Organism: Arvicola amphibius (Eurasian water vole)
Lineage: Eukaryota; Metazoa; Chordata; Mammalia; Rodentia; Cricetidae
Gene: Tfdp2
Product: transcription factor Dp-2
Exons: 11
Coding region: 378-1538 (386 amino acids)
Biological process (GO): regulation of cell cycle; regulation of transcription by RNA polymerase II
Cellular component (GO): transcription regulator complex; nucleus
Molecular function (GO): RNA polymerase II transcription regulatory region sequence-specific DNA binding; DNA-binding transcription factor activity, RNA polymerase II-specific
Source: RefSeq, a predicted model, not a curated record
GCGGCGCCGCGGCCGUGUCGCUGAGGGCGGACGGCGUCGGGCGCGCUAGGCUGUGCGGCCGUCGCUGCCUGGCACGCGGGGCGCGCCUUGACCCUUCCUGCCACCGCAGGCUGCAGACGCGCGCGGGAGCGUCGCGAAGGCCGCGGCUGCGCGGGUGGAAGCUCGCUCGCUCUGAAAGGACCUGGCUCUGCCUGAGGAGCGGCAGCUCCCGAAGACGCGUCCCGGACGUGGGCCGAGGGCUGUGCGCGCCGCCCGCCCCUCUGCACCGAGCGGCCGGUAACAUUUCACUUGUUGCAUUUCCAGUUUCCAGCACUCACUCACCAACAAAAAUUUUACCGAAAACCUUAGGGCCAAUAAAUGUGAAUGUUGGACCCCAAAUGAUUAUAAGCACACCACAGAGAAUUACCAAUUCGGGAAGUGUUCUGAUUGGGAGUCCAUAUCCCCCUGCACCAGCAAUGGUCACUCAGACACACAUAGCUGAGGCUGCUGGCUGGGUUCCCAGUGAUAGAAAACGGGCUAGAGAAUUUAUAGACUCUGAUUUUUCAGAAAGUAAACGAAGCAAAAAGGGUGAUAAAAAUGGGAAAGGAUUGAGACAUUUUUCAAUGAAAGUGUGUGAGAAAGUUCAGCGGAAAGGCACAACAUCAUACAAUGAAGUUGCUGAUGAACUGGUAUCUGAGUUUACCAAUUCAAAUAACCAUCUGGCAGCCGAUUCGCAGGCUUAUGAUCAGAAGAACAUUAGACGAAGAGUUUAUGAUGCUUUAAAUGUGCUAAUGGCAAUGAACAUAAUUUCAAAGGAAAAAAAAGAAAUCAAGUGGAUUGGCUUGCCUACCAAUUCUGCUCAGGAAUGUCAAAACCUGGAGAUAGAGAAGCAGAGGCGGAUAGAACGGAUAAAGCAGAAGCGGGCCCAGCUACAAGAACUUCUCCUUCAGCAAAUUGCUUUUAAAAACCUGGUACAGAGAAAUCGACAAAAUGAACAGCAAAACCAGGGCCCUCCAGCUCUGAAUUCCACCAUUCAACUGCCAUUUAUAAUCAUUAAUACGAGCAGAAAAACAGUCAUAGAUUGCAGCAUCUCCAGUGACAAGUUUGAAUACCUUUUUAAUUUUGAUAACACUUUUGAAAUCCAUGAUGACAUAGAAGUACUGAAACGGAUGGGAAUGUCCUUUGGUCUGGAGUCAGGCAAAUGCUCUCUGGAAGACCUACAAAUUGCAAAGUCCCUGGUUCCGAAAGCUUUAGAAGGCUAUGUCACAGAUAUCUCUACAGGACCUUCUUGGUUAGACCAGGGACUGCAUUUGAACUCUACCCAAUCAGUUUCAAAUUUAGACCUGACCACUAGUGCCACCAUACCCCAAUCAAGUGUGAACCAAGGGUUGUGCUUGGAUGCUGAAGUGGCCUUAGCAACUGGGCAGUUUCCUGCCCCAGACAGUCACCAGUCCAGUAGUGCGGCCUCUCACUGCUCUGAGUCCCGCGGCGAGACCCCCUGUUCAUUCAACGAUGAAGACGAGGAAGAUGAGGAGGAAGAUUCCUCCUCCCCAGAAUAAAGACAGGAGAAAACUCGUGUUUUAAUAUUUGAUGCUCAUGUGUGUCUUUAGUGUGAGCUCUUGUGUUUUGAAAUGAUUGCUUCAGUCUUUGCCUUUGCAUUUGUGUUUAGUGAAAACUAGAGAAACACAAUAAGCAAAUUACAUGAAGGCUGAGAUGGUUGAAAGUUAACUAAGCGUGAAUGGGAACUGAUCAGCAGAGCCAACAAAACAUGCCUUCUGAAGAGAUGGAGGGGGACAGUCCAUGAAGAAUGACAGCAAAUGAAGUUUGUCUUCAGGGAGGUGGAGUUUGAAGACCUCACAAUGUGUGAGUCUUUAGACUUGAGAUUGCUGCAAGGAACAAUAUGCAGUGAUGAUGGCUUUCGCCCUGUUGGGCUGUCUUUAUGGGCAGAAGUGAGCCUGAAAGUCCCAGUGGGUGUCCAGGGAGCCAUGUAGAUUGCAGUCCUUGUGGCCUGAGGAGCACAGGUGGACUGCUGAGCUAGUUGGACGUCUAGCUGAGGUGCUUCAUGCAUCUGCUGCCUUAGCUUCUAGAAGGGAGCAAGCGCUAACUAAGUACCUAGGUGACAUUUAAAAUAAGUCACAGAAAACUGAAGUGACCAUUUGUCAAUGCAUUGGUGCAUAGGAGUUCCUAGGGCUACUUCUGGAAGCCAAAAUAGAAUAGCAUUUCCAUGUGCAUUAAAAACUUUGCCAGCACUGCCUUUUGCCAGCAUUCUAAAUUUGGAAUUUUAUUGAGAAGGAAACUGUAUUUAUAGUCUUAAUCAAAGCUAUGCAUUUCAUACAGCUUUUUAAUUUUCAGUGAAACAAAGAAGCAAAUUCUUUGACUAAAUUGCUUGUCUAUAGCUGUCUGCAGUACUGUAUGAUUUUACCCAUGUGCAAUUUGUGAAAAUGAACCAAAUGUCACUACUUUUGUCUUUAUUUCAAGAAUAUGAACAUCAUUUUUCUCUUGUA